AUGACCUCCAAACAUGUUGCUCUGGCUGGCGCGACAGGAAACCUUGGCAUCCCCAUCCUAAGCGCCCUCCUACAAGCAAACUACAACGUCACGGCCCUCUCCAGAAUUGGCGGCAAUUCCUUAAAGCUCCCAAAACACCGCAACCUCAUCCUCAAAGAAGUCGAUUUCACAUCCACCCAGUCCCUAAAAAAUGCACUCCAACAAACCAACCCCGAGGUAGUCAUAUCCUGCCUCGCCACAUCAGCAAUCGGUGCUCAGAAUCCUCUCAUCGACGCCUCCGUCUCCGCAGGCGUAAAGCGAUUCAUCCCCGCAGAAUUCGGCAUGGACUCCCAAAAUCCACUAGCAAUGGAGCUCCCCGUCUGCGCACCAAAAGUCGCAACGCAAAAAUAUCUUCUUUCGAAGAGUCAUGAUAACCCCCACUUCACAUUUACGGGUAUUGCCAAUGGCUUGUUCUUGGAUUGGUGUCUUGAAGCUGGGAUUAUUCUGGAUUUGUCGCGACAUGCCGCUACAUUGUAUAAUGGGGGUGAUGUGAGAUUUAGUACGACUCUGUUGGUGGAUGUGGCGAAGGCUGUGUUGGGUGUUAUUGAGAAUCAGGAUGAGACUGUGAAUCGUGUUGUUUAUGUUCAGUCGGCGGUUGUUACGCAGAAUGAGUUGAUUGGAUAUGCUAAGGAGAAGGAUGGGGUUGAGUGGGAGGUUGUUAGUAAGGAUACUGAGGAACUUAGGCGGGAAAGUCUUGAGGAGUGGGAUAAGGGAUCUGGGGGAGAUGCAGAUGGGGCGACUUUGGGUUUUUGUAUUGUUGGGUCUUGGACGGAGGAUUAUGGGUGUGAUUUUUCAAGUCAUUUGGAUAAUGAGUUGUUGGCUAUUGAGCAGCUUAAGGAAGGUCAUUUGAGAAGAAUAGUGGAAGGCUUGUUGUAA
Molecule: messenger RNA, 915 nt
Organism: Penicillium angulare
Lineage: Eukaryota; Fungi; Ascomycota; Eurotiomycetes; Eurotiales; Aspergillaceae
Product: aromatic alcohol reductase
Exons: 1
Coding region: 1-915 (304 amino acids)
Molecular function (GO): oxidoreductase activity
Source: RefSeq, a predicted model, not a curated record